Schizophyllum commune H4-8 is the source of this 6228-nucleotide messenger RNA. RefSeq names its product ARM repeat-containing protein. Gene Ontology annotation, cellular component: 90S preribosome; small-subunit processome; nucleolus. The coding region runs from base 1 to 6228 and encodes 2075 amino acids. NCBI's taxonomy places the organism in Eukaryota, Fungi, Basidiomycota, Agaricomycetes, Agaricales, Schizophyllaceae. The record is from RefSeq and is a predicted model, not a curated record. The transcript has 7 exons.
AUGAAGAGAAGUGGUCCCCAGCCAGGCUUGCGACUGCGUGGCUUAUCGGUACGGCUUCCAUCUCUUUUCACAUCUGGACUACCUGCUGACAUACAUCACUUUUUAGGUCAGUUUGCUGUACCCCUUCGCCCGCUAUGGAAGCCUGCAGGCAAUGCGUUAGUUACUUUAGCCAGCAGAGCGGAAGUGGUAGCUGGAGACAGCGUCUGGCAAGCCAUCGAAGCACACGUCUCCGCGGACGAGGUCGACAACACGCAAGUUAGCGAUGAAGCUCAGGCAUCCAGCUUCCCCAUGAUGGAGGCCGAUGUCCCUGAGGAGCACCCCUCGGCCCUUGAUGCUGAGAAUGACUCCGAAGAGGAACGCACCUGGCGCGACCCCGCCGCUCAUUGGCUGCGUGUUGCUGCGAGACGAGCGGCCGCGCAUGAUGAGCAGGGUCCUCCGACUACCGAGGACGACGACGUACGCCGCUUCGACCCACGCGCGCACGAGGAGCAGCUCCUCGGCGUACUUGCGCGUCUCCCAAGCACGAUCUCGCCUCGCGGACGUGCCAUUGUCAAAGCCUUCCUCUCGCGCGUAGGCCCCUCGGCCACGCCUCCUCCUCGCCCCGUACUCCUCGCGUGGCUUCGCCUGAUCGCUGCAUGUCCUGCACCGCGCUCAUUACCCACGGCUGACGUUGUCUACGCUGCUCUCGCCGACGCACUCGCACGGCCGGAUACAGCGCUUCAGGUCGCUGCACUAGACGCGUUAGCGGCGUUCUGGGGUGUCCGAGGCAUCGACGAAGGCGCGGAGGACGACCGGUCGGGCAAGAAGGGAGGGAACAAAAAGGGGAAAGGGGAGCAGAAGACAGGAGCAGCAAGCGGAAAGAACAGGGGCAAUGACGAAUGCACGGCCUGGGUUGCUUCUCUUCGCGCGCUCUUGGACGAUACGCGAGCGAGGGAUGAGCUGGCGAGCUUGAGCUCUGGCGCUGAUGAAGAUGAGGACGACCCAAGUAGCGGACUCGAGGUCGACACAUCCGUCGUCGCGCGUCUGCCGCCGAAGGAUACACCGGGGCGUGUGGCGUUCACGCCGUUGCUUGUGCGCGUCCUCUUUGGCCGAUUACGAGCAAAGGGGCGCCGGCCUGCCGCUCUUCUCGGUGCUCUGCCAGCGAGAGGGCGAGGUCUGCUGGUUGGGCUAAUGGUGAAGGAGGUCGAGAGAGGAUGGAGCGAGGGCUCUUACAGGGCCCCGACGGAGCCGAUUGAUAGCGACCGUGCUGCGCAGGACAAGCGCGCGGCGGGCUUCUUGACGUUGCUCGGCGAUGUGCUGACCCAGCUGGGCGCGAGACUCGUACCUCACUGGCCUGCACUUCUGGACGUCGUGGUCAAGCUGGGUGGUGACGCGGAGCGGAGGCUGUUGAGCACGAAGGCUGAGGACGGUGAAGUAGAUGCCGUCGAGGAGGAGGUCGAGGCCAAGGAAGGGGAAGAGGCCGAAGCAACUCUCGAAGAGGUAGUUCAGGACAGUGCUCCCAAGUCGAAGUCCACAUCGAGCAGGAGCACUAAGCAUGACGGCAAGACAGCUCGCGCUGCUGCCCGCAACGUUCGUGCGCUUUCGCUUCGCCGGCUCGCGCAAUUCUUUCAAGUCGCAGCGGCCUUUGGUGAUGAUCCCAGCACUCCCGAUACCACACCCGCCCUAUCGACUGCUGUGCGUGCGGCUUACCCGGUUCUACUCGGCUCGCGUAUCUCGCGUCUACCAUCAGAGGGCACGCAGGCUCCUGGCGCGCUCAUCGACAUUCUGGGCGCCUGGGCAGGCCGCAAAGAAUGGGUUGGGUGGCUUGUCGGACGUGGCCUCCAGGACGUGCUUACUACCGAGGAGACACCACUCCGCCAACUUCUCGCUUUGCUCGUCGCGCCAGCAGUCAAGUUCUCCGUCGUCCUUCGUGUCUUCGACGUCAUUGAGGGUCUGCUCAGUCUCGCCGAGAGCGACGAAGACGAGGCCGCCGAAGGUGCUUUGGUCGUCAAGCGCGAUGUGCUCAUGCCUUACAUGCAUCUUCUGUUGGAAAGCCUUGCUGGGAUGGCGGACACAAGGAACGAGCCGAAGCAGGAGAAGAAUAACACAACGCCGACGUCUAAGCCCAUCAAUGACAAGCACGCUGCCGACGCGCUCCUCGCACGCCGCAUUCGCAUCCUCGCUGCUGUCUCUCGUUAUUGCGCACCAGGAUCCCAGGCUGAUGCCCUCGCUCGCCUCACAUUCCCCCUACUUCGCAUGCCAACGAAGCAGGUUCCGGAGCGCGUCAAGGCAGACUUGCUGCGGGUUAAAAGCAAGGAAUCGGGAAGCUCGACACCCCUUCUGGAUGCUGCCUUUUCUGCCUUGGCGCCGCUGUUCCAAUCCCUUCGUUCUCGUGCUGCUCGUAUCGCCCUUGUCGAAGCCUUUUCCACCCUCGCUGCGCGCGAUACAAGCCUUGCCUCCAUCAGCCAAGCACUCACGCAGUUGAACGCCUAUUCCAAGCGUCGCGUUGACGAGCCUGACGUCGAUGCUCGGCUGACCGCACUCGGUGCGCUUGGUGAGACUGGAUGGAAGACGCUUAGUGCGCGGGAGUGGACGCCUGUCCUACAUCAUCUGUUCCAAGCGAUACAGGAUCCGGAGGAACUGGCGAUGCGCACAAGUACCGCCCAAGUGCUCCAGCGAUUCAUCGACGCAACAGCAGCGGAGAUCGUUAACGAGGAGUCCCCGACUGCUCCAGCAUUCCAGACUAUCUUCAAGAAGGUCUUCUAUCCGGGCAUCCGCAACGGCCUGCGCACCCGCUCUGAUGCUGUGCGUGGCGAGCUGCUCGGCUUGCUCUCCUAUGCAGUCGACCGCGCAGAAAGUGUUCCUGCCCUUGUCAAAGUCGUCCCUGCCCUCGGCGAGAUGACGGGUUUGCGCGCAGGGGGCGAUGCUGAGGCCAGCUUCUUCAACAACCUCUUGCACGUGCAAACACAUCGACGCGCGCGCGCACUCCGACGCCUGGCAGACUACUGCGAUGGCGGCGAGGACGGCGUCUGUCCUUUGCGCAGUGGUACGCUUGCCGAAAUGUUCGUUCCCCUGGUGGCGCACUUCAUCGUGCCUACUGGUCAGGGUGUGGAUCACCAUGUUGUGAACGACGCGAUCUUGUGUACAGGGCGCAUGGCUCGGCACUUAGCUUGGGGCGCGUACUAUGGGCUCGUCCUGACCCAUAUGCGGCAAGCGCGCGCGACGGAGGGCAAAGACGCCGCAGACAAGGUUUACAUCCGUGCUCUUGUCGCUGUGCUCGAUGCAUUCCAUUUUCCCAUGGACGAGGACGUCGAAGACGUUGAGGCGGCACCGGAGGGCGAAGAUGAGGAGAAGGGUGAUCCGGACGUGGCGACAGAAACCGAAGUCGCACGUCAAAAGCGGGCUCGUAUCGCGGACAUCGUCAAUGCCAAGCUCCUCCCUGCUCUCAUCGACCAUCUUGAGAAUCGGCAUGCGACAACGGAAGACGGCGCUCGUUUGCCGAUUGCGCCCGGCAUCGCUGCCGUCGCUGCGCAUCUACCUACCGAGAAACGCGACGCUCAGAUAUCGCGACUGCUCACCGUGCUCAGCCAGGUCUUCCGCAGCAAGUCGCAGGAUACACGCGAUGCCGCCCGGGAUGCACUCAUCAAGAUCGUCACUCAGCUGGGCCCUCCAGGACUGCCGCUGGCCGUGCGCGAGCUUCGCGAGGCGCUCAGGCGAGGCCCGCAGCUUCACACGCUUGCAUACGUUGUACAUGCUCUGCUCGUUCAUGUCUGCGCCCGAGCGGAGUUCACCAAUGUGGACUCGGUGGCGGCAGACGUGGCGCACAUCGCCGCGGAGGUCAUCUUUGGGACGUCUGGGAAGGACGUCGAGUCCGAUGGCUUCCGCACGAAGAUGCGCGAGGUGAAAGGGUCGGCGAGCAAGGGCCUGGACGCUUUUGCCCUUCUCGCCCAGCAUGUUUCUCCUGGCGCUGUUAGCACAGUCCUAGGGCCUGUGCGUAGCAUCCUGCACGAAACUGCGAACGCACGGUCACUGCAGCAAGUGGACGACGUGUUGCGCCGGGUUGCUGUUGGCUUGAACGCAAACAAGCAGCUGACGCCACCAGAGCUACUUGUGCUCUGUCAUACGCUCAUCAGCCAGAAUGCGAAGUUCUUGAAGGACGCUCCCACCAAGAAGUCCAGGAAAGCGAUGGGUGAUGCUAUCGUCCAAGUUAAGCGCCAGAUGGAGAAGGCCGAAGAUCACUACGCCAGCAAUUCUUUCAGGUUUGUGGCCUUCGGUUUGGACCUUCUACAGACAGCACUUCGGCGCAACCGCUUUGAUCUUCAGGACAAGGAUACGGUCGCACGCCUGGACGCCAUUAUACCUGCCGUUGGCAAUACCCUCUAUUCUACCAGCGCCAACGUGCUUUUAGCCGGCAUGAAGGCCGCUACGGGCCUCACCAAGUGCCCUCUUCCUUCCCUUCCCAAAUCUCUCCCUGUCUACACUCGCCAAAUGCUCGACAUCCUGAAGAAUCUCGGGACAACAGAAUCCGAUGUCGCCCAGACAGCCCUUCGCUCACUCAGCACCAUCAUGCGCGACAGCCCCGGUGCGACGAUGCAGGAACAGGACCUCGCCUUCCUGCUCGAACUCAUCGCUCCGGACCUGGAGGAACCAGAGCGCCAGGGCGCCGUAUUCGCCAUGCUACGCGCGGUUGUGGCAAGACGCUUCGUUGUUCCCGAACUAUACGACCAGAUGCAGCGCGUCAGCGAGGUUAUGAUCACAUCUCAGGCGCCGCAGGUCCGGGAAGCCUGCCGUGGCGUAGUGCUGCAAUUCUUGCUUGAUUACCCCCAGGGCAAGGGUCGGUUGAAGAACACCAUGGCCUUUCUCGCCAAGAAUCUCAGCUACGUCCACGAGAGCGGUCGCCUGUCCGUACUCGAGCUACUCGGCGCGGUGGUGGCCAAGUUCCAACUGGGACUUGUGCGCGAAUAUGCGGAAUUGCUCUUCGUCGCGCUUGUCAUGGUCAUCGCAAACGACGAGAGCGCGAAAUGUCGGGAGGGAGCUGCGGGAUUGGUCAAGGCAUUACUUGGGAGACUGGACGAAGGAGGGCGCCAAACGAUGAUCACUCACGUUCACGCAUGGGCUACACAACUGGAACGCCCCUCGCUUGUGCGCGUCGCAAUGCAGGUCUAUGGUCUAAUGGUGGAGGUUCUGCAUGCUGAAGCUCGCCCUCACUUGAAAACUAUGCUUCAAGAUGGCAACCAGGCUAUGGAGCACAGUGCUAACCUACUGCAAGACGCAGACCAGGACUCGACGACCAUCACCGCCGAGUGGCAGGUCCCGUACCAUGCUAUGACCCUCUUCUCCAAGCUGCUGCGCGAGUUCCCAGACCUGCUACAGGACGACGAAGGCGUCUCCUGGACGCCCGUCGUAGAACAUCUCCUCUUUCCUCACUCGUGGGUUCGCAUGGCCGCUUGCCGAUUGCUUGGUAUACUUUACGCCGCCGCGCCACCAGCCUCGCCUUCGCCGCUCGCAGAUGGCCGGGUCACAACAGACGCUCCCCUAUCCCUCGAAGGCAUGCAGGAGGUCGCCCGCCUGCUUUGUCUGCAGCUCAAGAGCGGCAAUCUGGAUGAUGCGCAUGCCCUGCAGAUCGUCAAGAACCUCCUGUACGCUGCAAAGUGCUUCAACCUUCUCUUGCGAGAGAAUGGCUCUGGCUUGGAGCAGGGCGCGGGCGAAGAUGACGGGGAUGAGACAGAUGAAGAGGAGGCGGAAGAAGCUGAAAAGGUGGAGCACGCGCCGCUGCCUUGGUUGUUUUCCAAGUUAUCCUAUCAAGCCCGAUCUUCCUUGAUUGCCCAUAGCAGUGCUUCUGCGAGGACGAGCCAUCCUAAGUGGUAUCUCCAGUUGCAGUCAAUUCUCCAGUGGUUCGCCGCCAUGACCACGCACCUUGAACCGUCGCGUUUGGAGCGCUUCCUACCCCACAUACUCAACCCCUUGUAUCGCAUUACACAAGACGAGGGCAUCAGGGAUCCGCAGAUGGACGAGCUGAAGACCCUUGCGACUGAGGUCCAGUCCCUCGUCCAGUCCAAGGUCGCUCCCACUGCUUUCACUGCCGUGUACUCGAAGAUCCGGGAGAAUGUGCGUGGCGUGCAGCAGGAGCGCAAGAUCAAGCGCACCCUGCUUGCCGCGACAAAUCCGGAGCAGGCUGCGAAGCGCAAGACGAAGAAGAACGAGUCAAAGAAGGAAAGUAGGAAGCGGAAGAAUGCGGCAUUUGCGUGA